Pundamilia nyererei is the source of this 4929-nucleotide messenger RNA. It is a transcript of the gene dis3l2, whose product is annotated as DIS3 like 3'-5' exoribonuclease 2. The record is from RefSeq and is a predicted model, not a curated record. NCBI's taxonomy places the organism in Eukaryota, Metazoa, Chordata, Actinopteri, Cichliformes, Cichlidae. Gene Ontology annotation, biological process: miRNA catabolic process; mRNA catabolic process. Gene Ontology annotation, cellular component: P-body. Gene Ontology annotation, molecular function: 3'-5'-RNA exonuclease activity; RNA binding. Bases 137 to 3265 code for a protein of 1042 amino acids. The transcript has 21 exons.
AAAUAGCAAAAUUUCCCACAGCCCUCAAAGGCAGCGUGAGAAUAACCUUUGAUAACGAGCGCGGACGUGAACGUAUCAAUUAGCCUUUUGCUUUGGGAGACGUUACAUUGAUUUCGUCGUGGUGAAAGAGGGACUGAUGGAUUCCCCUCGGAAGGCUAAGAAGGCUAACGUGAAUCGAGAGCCAAAGCACAGCCAGAAUCAGUCAAGCAGGCCUCCUCAGAAAGAUGCCUAUGCCAGGCUUCUUAGUCAGCACCGCAGCAGCAAGUUCAGUUUGUAUCUAGAACAAUAUGCAAAGGAUUCGUCCUCUCAGAGAGAAGACAACGGGCCAAGCCCACAGCUCAAAGCCCAAAGUGACAGGGUCAGCAUACCAGCACGACAAAGGGACCAAGUGUUUAAUGAUUUCUCUGACUCAAGUGACUUCUCCCCUUCCUCUGUGAAAAGUAAAGGAGGAGAGAGUUCAUUGUCUUUGUACAUGGAGAAACUAAACACUCGCAAUGUUCAGCAAGACUGCGAGAGGAGGCAAGGUGUGUUUGAUGGGCAGCGGAGGGGGCAGAGAAGAGAUACCGCCACAAGCCACGACGGAGACGUUGAGUCUGGGGAGGAGCUGGGUUCUUUAAAACCAAAUGAUGCAAAGAAACACCAGAAGCAACAGCGAAAAAACAAGGAUUCGAACAGAGAUGUCGUCUCAAAAGAGGCCGAUCAGCCUGGUGGACGUCUUCAGUCUCCUAAGAAGUCAAAGAAAAAAAAUCUGCCAAAGCACCCAGAAGAUGAGAAGAUUAGAGAAGGAACAUCAAAGUGUGGAGUUGAUGUUCAGAUGUUAAGUCCCAAGCCUCCUCAUGGUCGUGAUAAAAACAUAAAGCAGCCCAGAGCUUCAAAUGCCAAUUCUCCUGCUGACAAGGGUAAGAACAAAGGAGGCAGAGGAUCAAAGAAGCAAGUGUUUGAUGCUUACAUGACCUCUGAGGAGGUUUCCCAUGGUCUUAAAAGAGGAGAACUUAUUCAGGGUCAGCUCAGAAUAAACCCCAAGAAGUACAAUGAAGCUUUCAUUCCGUCUCCUGAUGAUACACGGGAUAUAUUCUUAGAUGGAAUUGUUGCUCGCAACCGAGCACUGAAUGGAGACAUAGUAGUUGUGCAAGUACUGCCUCGGGAGCAGUGGAAGGUUGUGAGGUCAGAUACUGACUGUGAGGGUGCCAGCGAGUCAGACACACCCACUGUGCAAACAGCUGCAAAGAAGACAAAGAGCACUCCCAGUUCUGCUGUUAGUGUGGAAGAGCAGUGCAGCGACCGGGAUGAACAAAACAACAAAUAUCAGAAUAUAUCAGGAGAACGUCUGGGAGAACCAUCAACACCACGUUCCAAUGGGGAGAUACUCCAAAAGACAGCUAAAGUGGUUUACAUUGUUGAAAAGAAACACUCAAGAGCUGCCACUGGCUUCCUGAAGCACUUGCCAGACAAGCCCUUUGCCUUGUUCUCCCCUGUGGACCACCGGGUGCCACGGAUUAAUGUUCCCCUUGCUGAUUGCCCUGAAGAUUUUAGUUCCCGUCCGGGUGACUACAAGAACACCUUGUUCAUCUGUCGGAUCACAGACUGGGCAGCGGACAGCAAUUUUGCAGAGGGUCGACUAGCCAAGUCACUGGGACAGGCUGGAGAAAUUGAGCCGGAGACGGAAGGCAUCUUGAUAGAGUAUGAGGUUGAUUUUUCUGAGUUCUCAGACGAGGUGUUGGACUGUCUUCCCAAGAAUCUGCCCUGGACCAUCCCACCUGAAGAGAUGAGAAAGAGAAGAGACCUGAGGAAUGAGUGCAUCUUCACAAUUGACCCAGCGACUGCCAGAGAUCUGGAUGAUGCCCUGUCCUGUAAACAGCUGCCAGAUGGCAACUUUGAGGUGGGAGUUCACAUUGCUGAUGUGAGUUAUUUUGUGGAGGAAGGAAACUCUUUGGAUGUCAUUGCCAGCCAGAGAGCAACUAGUGUCUACCUGGUUCAGAAGGUGAUCCCCAUGUUGCCUCGGUUGCUGUGUGAGGAGUUGUGCAGCUUGAACCCUCUCGUCGACCGACUCACUUUCUCCGUUAUUUGGACGCUCACACCCGAGGGAAAGAUUUUGAAUGAGUGGUUUGGCCGCUCAAUCAUCCGCUCUUGUGUGAAGCUGAGUUACGACCAUGCUCAGAGCAUGAUCGAGGCCCCUGAGAAGAUGUUCUCUGCUGAGGAGCUGCCACCCGUGGACCCCAUGCACCCUAUUGAUGAGGUCCACCAAGCAGUGCUCAACCUUCACGCUAUUGCCAAGAACCUCAGAGCUCAACGUUUCUUAGGAGGAGCGCUCAGACUCGAUCAGCUGAAGCUUUCUUUCACUCUGGACAAAGAGACAAUGAUGCCUCAAGGUUGUUAUAUUUACCAAUACAGAGACAGUAACAAGUUGGUGGAGGAGUUCAUGCUGCUUGCUAACAUUGCCACAGCCAACCACAUUUACCGCAAAUUCCCCGAGUUGGCCUUGCUCAGGCGCCACCCUCCACCCAAAGCCAAGAUGAUGGAUGAGCUGCAAGAGUUGUGUGACCAGCUGGGAAUCAAAAUCGACCUGUCUUCUGCCGGAUUAUUACACAAGAGUCUCAAUACUGCUUUUGGUGAUGACGAGUACACAAGUGCCAGAAAAGAAGUCCUCACCCACAUGUGCUCCAGACCAAUGCAAAUGGCGUUGUACUUUUGUACAGGAGUCGUGAAGGAGGAGCAGAAUUUUAAGCACUACGCCCUCAACGUUCCUCUCUACACACACUUCACAUCACCCAUCAGGCGCUAUGCUGACAUCAUCGUGCACCGGCUGCUGGCUUCUUCACUAAAAUGUGGGCCUCGAAUCAGCCUGUCAACGGCGGAGGUAGAGAAACAAGCGUCACACUGUAACGACAAGAAGGCUUUGUCCAAGAAAGUCCAGGAGCUCAGCUCUGAGCUCUUCUUUGGAGUCUUUGUGAAGGAGUCUGGCCCACUGGACUCUGAGGCCAUGGUGAUGGGGGUGCUGGAUCAGUCCUUUGAUGUGCUGGUGCUCCGAUAUGGAGUUCAGAAACGCAUCUAUUGCAAGUCUAUCACUGGCUUGGACGCAUUCCGCCAUCGUAAGGUGGGGAAGAAGUCAGAGCUGACACUGCUGUGGACUGCAGAGGCCCCGGAGGAUCCGCCUGUAGAGCAGGUCAUUUCCGUCUUCACUUUAGUGGAGGUGCAGCUCAAGUCGGAUGAUGCGCCUCUGAAAUACAGCGCAGUGCUCAAGAGACCCGAGGACAGCGCAUCAUAAACGUACAAACACUUGAAUGGAAGUCAGGAACAUUUUCUUCUGUUGGUUGCUAGGAAUAACAUUUUAUAGAGUGUAACGUGGAAGCAAUAAUUCAGUCAGAUCUGAGUCCGAUUUUAAUUUCAAUCUUCUCCAGUUGUGUUUUUGUUGUUUUUUUUCCCCCCCAUACUUUUGCAAACUUAAUGCAAAUACCUUGAAUGUAUGCAUGUGGGCUAUGUUAUAGGAUGUAAUAUUUUUAACCUGUUGUCAUACAGGACUUUGCUUACAGCUGUCCUGUGGCUCCGUUCCUUUGUGGAAUCAAUGGAAGAAGUUCAAAAUCUAUGGUAGACAUACUACGUGGCUUUAAAUCUGAAUUAAUUCAAUAUUAUUUUUUGCAAUUUAAGAUUCCAAAUUGAGCUCUGACUCAGGUCUGACGCUGAAAGAAUCAAGGCAGCAGUGAGUUCUAUUUUGCUGUUGAUGGUUUGGUGUGACUAUAACUGCUAAACACAUUCUAAUAUGAGAAAUCUGAUUUUUAACCAUUUUUAUUUGAAUGUUGAUGAGCGGCUUCCUGAUGUUUGAGAAGAGACGAUGGUUUGUGUUUUGCUAGGCAUUAGAUUUACCACACCAGUGACUUGUGACCUGCUCUGGUUGUUUUAACUUGUUGCCACAGUGAAGCUUCACAGGUCAAAUGCAGCUGUGAUAGCAAGGUGUGACACCUUGAUUAAUUCAUAUUAUCAGAACAUGUACACUAAUAUUCACAUGUAACAAAAAAAAAAAGAAAAGCUGAGAAGUUUUCUUUGGAUUCUUCUGAUGUUGUGUAAUGUCUCAGUCAUUAAGUAAAGCUCACAGGACUUUUCUUUGCUCUACUUUGUGAAAUAGGAGCAAACGUAUUGCUCCAAUCCAAAGAAAGUUCUUGUUGUUUUUGGUUUUUGGACUGGAGCGAUAUGAUUAGACUAAGCUUUUCUUUAGUCAGGCUAAAGCUUACCAACUCUUUGUUUUUACUGCAAAACACAGGGAUGACCCACGUGUGAAUUGCUGCUAAAGAUGUUGACUGCCUCGAGGUCUUAAUGAAUUAUAUGUUUGGUGGUUGUGUUUUUAUGCUGACAUUUGAUUUGGUCAGCACAAAUGAUUAAUGUACCUCAUUGAUAUUUAAGAAUGUCAGCCUUCCUUUUAUCCGCUCAAUUUAAUUUGAUCGAACUGGGACUGAACUCUGGAGCAACUGCACAUUUUUAAAUGGAGUGUGGCCCCACUUUUUCUUUGACUCAGUCCUUGUGCCUCAAUUUAGUUCUCACACCUGAUUUUGAUUGAACUGUGAUUAGCUGCUGUAUCUGCACACUUUCUCGUCUGUCAAAUCCAUUUUUUUAUUUUUAUUUUAUUUUUUGACAGAUCUAACAGCUGUCUUUUUAAAUAGAAGUGUUUAGUUUUACAUGUACAGACAGUACUUUAAUUUAAAAUCCAUGGGUACAAAGCCAGUACAAGCCACUGUGUUGAAGAAGUAAGAUGUCUGACAAAGUUUCUUGUCACAUUUAAAUGAGGCAAACAUUAAAAUCCAGUUUAUUUGGGUCUCUGGUUAUAUUGUCACAUGUAACGUCUGGUCAGUAUUCACUGUGCAGUGAUGAUAUGCUCUGUACUUCCUCCAGUGCAAUAUAUUUGAUUGUGUUUAGGAAAAUACAGACAUGAAAUCUAAA